AAGUCUUGCCCCCCAAGAUGCAAGUUCACCGAAUUUUCUGCGGGCUUCUUAUAUAUUACUGUUUUCUACUGGCAUCUUCCCAAGAUGAACCUAAGGUACCGCCAACUGAACCAACUGCAUCACCCAUAGCGGCCGAAGAAGCUAGCAAACCAGCUAGUAAACCGGAGGCUUCAGGUUCUUCCAAGUGCAAGUCAGAUGAAAUUCUUUCCGAAAAUGGCUGUGUGAACCGCGACAACUUUCUGAACAAGAUCAUGAUGAGAACCUGGAAGGACGAAGGCUUCGGCAAGGCAAUGGCGAGAGCUGGCCUGGUCGACGUGAUGCAGUGCAAGGAGGACGAGGUGAGGACUCCAUUUGGCUGCUCCAAGCCACCGUUUCCACCACACAGGGAUUCAAAUCGAGUGCCAGUGCACCACAGCAGCCUGCACCGCGAGCAGAUUGUGUACUCCAAUUACGGGUCGGUACGAAGCGUGCAUCAGGAAAAGAUCAAGAUCGAAAAAGAGAAAAGGGCGCCAUACACGGGUCCACCCAUUUCGGGGCACAAUGUUCCCCGAGAGAACUACAUCCUGCCGGGCAGGUUGCUCCGAAGCGCACGGAAGUGUCGCCCAUAUGAGAGUCCUGGGAAAGAUGGUCAGUGCCAUCUGAAGAAGGGUAAGACCGGAAAUUACAAGCACGGCAACCACGUCUAUGGACUCCAGUUGAGGCACCGACACGAAGCAAAAGGAUAGAAACUCUACUAAUAAUUCGACUUUUAUACUCGGCUAAUAAAGAAUUUUCCAAAAAGUGGAGUCUACUA
Messenger RNA from Drosophila santomea, 793 nucleotides. RefSeq lists its product as uncharacterized. The record is from RefSeq and is a predicted model, not a curated record. NCBI's taxonomy places the organism in Eukaryota, Metazoa, Arthropoda, Insecta, Diptera, Drosophilidae. Bases 18 to 725 code for a protein of 235 amino acids. The transcript has a single exon.